UAGAUCCGCCUGGACCCUACCAGAAUCCCAGCGCCAAAUAACGGUCAACAAUUUCUGAAAUUUCAAAAAAAAAAAAAAAAAAGCUGCUAACUAAUUCACUUUUUAAUUUGCUUCACAAAUUGAAUUCCCCUUCCCAACAAACAAUUGAUGGAGCCUCUGUGCUCAAAUUUCGAUCUCUCUCCGAUCUCAACGGCGCCUUCGAAACCUGCUUUGCUGCCUCUCUUCUCUUCUCCUCGGAUUUCUACCUCGAUUAGGCUUAAUGUAUCCAGAAAAUGGAGCCUCUACUGUGCUUCCUCUCAUCACACCGCUAAGACGACGGUGUCCAGACCCCAAUCCAAUGCUCCAGAUUUCAUCAGAUCCGUCGGAAAAGGUUUUAUUGGUUUUGCCGCCGCCGCUGCAGCUCUAGCCUCGCUUUGUUGCGACUCUCCCGCGUUUGCUGAGUCUUUAACGGUCGCUUUUCCUGUUUCCCGAGCUCGCGAGGUGAAUACAGUUCAAAGAACGCUUGUGGAGGCUUGGGGUUUGAUUAGAGAAACAUUUGUAGACCCAACUUUUAACCAUCAAGAUUGGGAUUUAAAAUUGCAGCAAACUAUGGUGGAAAUGUUUCCUUUGAAUUCAGCAGAUGCUGCGUAUACAAAAAUCAAAGGAAUGCUUUCUACUCUUGGGGAUCCUUUUACUCGGAUUAUAAGUCCAAACGAGUACCAGAGUUUUAGAAUUGGAAAUGAUGGUAAUUUGCAAGGAGUUGGAAUUUUUAUAAAUAAUGAACCAAAGUCCGGCCAUUUGGUUGUUUUGUCUUGUGUAGAGGGUAGCCCAGCUUCUCGUGCUGGCAUACAUGAAGGAGAUGAAUUGAUUGAGAUUAAUGGGGAGAGGCUUGAUGGUCUUGAUAGUGAAGCUGCAGCACGGAAGCUUAGAGGGCAAGUUGGAACAUCUGUUACAGUAAAAGUCCACAGCGUGCAAGAUUCGAAAAGUGAUUGUAGUACCAAAGAGGUCAAAUUGCCUCGUGAGUACAUUAAGCUAUCCCCAAUAGCCAGCUCUAUCAUCCCACAUAGAACACCAGAUGGCCGUCAAAUAAAGACCGGUUAUGUGAAGCUGUCAAAUUUCUCUCAGAGUGCUGCUGAUGAUAUGGCAAAUGCAAUACAUGAAAUGGAAACACAAGGUGUACAUUCAUACAUUCUGGAUUUAAGGAACAACCCAGGGGGUCUGGUAAAAGCAGGACUUGAUGUUGCCCAAAUAUGGCUGGAUGGGGAUGAGACUCUUGUAAACACCAUUGACAGAGAUGGAAAUAUGCUCCCCAUUAAUAUGGUGGAUGGGCAUGCCAUAACACAUGAUCCACUUGUUGUGCUCAUCAACGAGGGAAGUGCAAGCGCAAGUGAGAUUUUAGCUGGAGCACUGCAUGACAAUGGUCGAGCUAUCCUUGUGGGGCACAAAACCUUUGGCAAAGGAAAAAUCCAGAGUGUAACAGAGUUGCAUGAUGGAUCAGCUCUAUUUAUCACAGUUGCAAAGUAUCUAUCACCUGCACUUCAUGACAUAGAUCAGGUUGGGAUAAUGCCUGAUGUGCAGUGCACAACAGGCAUGCUCAAUUCACCCAAGGAUUCAUUGUUGAAGAAUAAGAGCUCAGCUUCAUCUCUUGAAGCAGAUUCCUGUAUUAUGGUAGCAGAACAUGAAUUGGACAUUCAAGAGUCCAGGGCAACUGCAUCUUAAUAAGUGCUCCUAGCUCAUCAAUUCAUGCCUCCUCAAUAAGGUGAACGUGGUUGCGCUGUGAUUCUUCAACUGGGAAAUGGCGUUAUAGUGAUGUGAGAACUGGGUCUAGUCUUCAACGGGAGAAUGCGUCAUUGUUCAGAAAAUAAAAGUAAACGUAAGAUGAAGAAGAUAGCAUAUUUGGUGUUAUGGUUAGAAGAAAAGCCUUGGGGCAUGGACUGGAAUGUAAUUUUAAUGCUAAUAUUCUUUUUUUUUUUUUUUUUUUACUUUUUCUGCAAAGG
Molecule: messenger RNA, 1976 nt
Organism: Hevea brasiliensis (rubber tree)
Lineage: Eukaryota; Viridiplantae; Streptophyta; Magnoliopsida; Malpighiales; Euphorbiaceae
Product: carboxyl-terminal-processing peptidase 3, chloroplastic
Exons: 13
Coding region: 148-1698 (516 amino acids)
Biological process (GO): proteolysis
Molecular function (GO): protein binding; serine-type peptidase activity; endopeptidase activity
Source: RefSeq, a predicted model, not a curated record